CUUGUAUGCGUCGAACGACUAAUCAACAAAUGUAUAGAGGAAGAGUGCGAGCGUGGGUCUGUCAAAGCAGAUGGAAACGAACGGAAGGAAGACGAACGUUUCAGCUGUUCACGUUUACAAACCUGAAGACUCCUAUUGUUAACCAUCAGGAGAUUUACAGAACAAUGUUUUUUCUCGUGUAAUCAGUGUUUAAAAUUUAAUUUAAAACAGUAUAAUUUCCCAGGAAACCUCACCACAAUACUAGAAACUCGAACUUAAUUUAACAUAUCCUCCGGAAAAAAAAAAAAUGGGUAUGAGUAAGAGUAACGUACGUUUGUUUAUAUUGUCUGCAUUUUAUAUAUUGUUUCUGGUGAUCGGUGCAUCGAUCUUCUCAGCCAUUGAAGCACCACAAGAGAUCAAUAUAAUAAGAAAUUUAAGAAAUCUAAGAUCACAAUUCCUGCAGGAAAAUACGUGUGUUAAAGAUGAAGAGCUGGAAUAUCUCAUAGUGACUGUAAUUAAUGCUAAUAAUCGAGGUGUAUCUGCAGUUAAUAAUGUUACAAUGGAACCAAACUGGAGUUUUGGACAGUCUUUGUUUUUCUCAAGCACUGUAAUCACAACUAUAGGAUAUGGUCAUGUCACACCUCUAUCAGAAGGAGGACGGGUCUUCUGCAUUGUCUAUGCUCUCAUCGGCAUACCAAUUACGCUAAUAUUACUGACAGCAUACGUAGAAAGGCUAAUGAUCCCAACCACUCUCUGCCUUCAAUUUUUGAAUUCUCGACUCGGUCAUCUUUAUCAAGCAUUUCAUAUCAGAAUUCUUCAUUUAUCUGUUGUAGGAGUAUUAGUUUUAGUAUUAUUUUUCUUCAUACCUGCUGGUAUCUUUGCAUAUUUGGAACCAGACUGGGAUUAUCUGGAUUCACUUUAUUAUUGUUUUAUAUCUCUAACUACUAUUGGAUUGGGUGACUUAAUACCAGGCGAUAGUUCGCAUCAAGAUUAUAGACCAUUGUACAAAGUUUGUACAACAGGAUUUUUACUUAUUGGUCUAACAUUUAUGAUGCUCUUCUUGGCAACUCUAUAUGAUAUUCCACAACUCAAUUUCAGCCUUUUCUUCUUAUUAAAAAGUGAUGCAUCUACAGAUCCCGAAAAAAUGCGUCUUCAUCCUUCGACGGGAAUGUUUGGCCCAAAAUACACUCAGCAGAUUGACGAGCCGACCAUUCGUCACGUGAAGGCCGUACCUCAUCCGGCAUCUUCCUCUCCAGAAGAAAAUCCAUGAUGACUUAAUUAGUAUUUUCAUGAAUUCCCUCCAUCGCUUUCGAGAGACAUCAAUAACUUUUGAGAUGCAAUGUAAAUAUAUAAUUACGUUGUUAUCCUGAAUUAUUUUUCAGAAGAUGAAAAAAAAAAAAAAAA
Molecule: messenger RNA, 1383 nt
Organism: Centruroides sculpturatus (bark scorpion)
Lineage: Eukaryota; Metazoa; Arthropoda; Arachnida; Scorpiones; Buthidae
Product: potassium channel subfamily K member 1-like
Exons: 5
Coding region: 287-1249 (320 amino acids)
Biological process (GO): potassium ion transmembrane transport; stabilization of membrane potential
Cellular component (GO): membrane
Molecular function (GO): potassium ion leak channel activity
Source: RefSeq, a predicted model, not a curated record